Messenger RNA from Balaenoptera acutorostrata (minke whale), 607 nucleotides. RefSeq names its product cyclin-dependent kinase 2-associated protein 2-like. The coding region runs from base 1 to 543 and encodes 180 amino acids. Gene Ontology annotation, biological process: negative regulation of G1/S transition of mitotic cell cycle; regulation of microtubule cytoskeleton organization. The transcript has a single exon. The record is from RefSeq and is a predicted model, not a curated record. Gene Ontology annotation, cellular component: nucleus; microtubule; cytoplasm. NCBI's taxonomy places the organism in Eukaryota, Metazoa, Chordata, Mammalia, Artiodactyla, Balaenopteridae.
AUGUCCUACAAACCCAUCGCCCUCGCCCCCAGCAGCACCCCUGGGCCCAGCACCCCGGUCCCUACAGCCGGAAGUGUCCCAUCGCCGUCGGGCUCGGUGCCAGGAGCCGCUGCCCCUUUCAGACCACUGUUUAACGACUUUGGACCGCCCUCCAUGGGCUAUGUGCAGGCAGUGAAACCACCUGGCGCCCAGGGCUCCCAGAGCACUUACACCGACCUGCUGUCGGUCAUAGAGGAGAUGGGCAAAGAGAUCCGGCCCACCUAUGCUGGCAGCAAGAGCGCCAUGGAGCGCCUGAAGAGAGGCAUCAACCAUGCCCAGGCCCUAGGCAGAGAGUGCCUGGCAGAGACAGAGUGGAACGCCCGCAUGCAACAGGACUCGACUCCGUCUCAGCAUCUGGACCUUUCCUGGCCACUGCAGAGCACCUGCUUCUCCCUGGCCUUCACCCUGAGUUGCACUUCCCAUCCUGGGCUUCCUGUCCUGUGUCCUUUGGUGGGUGCCCUCCAGGAACCAGUGGGCGGCUCUCACUCCAGUCGGCAGCACUAACUGGAAACCCCCAAAAGAGUUAGCAGCGAGGUCACUGUGAAUCCCACCCACGACCUGCCAACAG